This is a messenger RNA of Penicillium soppii, 1884 nucleotides long. RefSeq names its product transcription factor domain-containing protein. Gene Ontology annotation, biological process: positive regulation of transcription from RNA polymerase II promoter by galactose; DNA-templated transcription. The transcript has 4 exons. NCBI's taxonomy places the organism in Eukaryota, Fungi, Ascomycota, Eurotiomycetes, Eurotiales, Aspergillaceae. Bases 1 to 1884 code for a protein of 627 amino acids. Gene Ontology annotation, molecular function: DNA-binding transcription factor activity, RNA polymerase II-specific; zinc ion binding; RNA polymerase II cis-regulatory region sequence-specific DNA binding. Gene Ontology annotation, cellular component: nucleus. The record is from RefSeq and is a predicted model, not a curated record.
AUGCUAUCUCCAACUCCCUGUGGGACACAACCCGGAACGCCAGGAACUUAUACUCGAAGUGUUCACAGCCAUGUUGAUUUAAACACACCUACAGUCCAACUGGAUGGUGUCAAUGCGAUGAUGGGCUCAGUGGAAGAAGAACGUGUCAGCCAGGGGUUUUUUGGAAGCUCUAGUGCAGCAGGGUUCAUGCGCCAGAUCAGAGCCGCUGUCGACAAGAGACUGACUCCACCCCAUCGUCGAACUUCUGCUCCUCGUCUUGCCGCGACAUCUACACUGAUGUCUACCCGGAGUGAAAUACCCCGAAAAUCUGUGGCAAACUACGUGUUACCACCACGAAAAAUGGCAGACAGCCUCAUGGAGGUGUAUUGGGACUAUGUUUUCCCGCUAUAUCCAUUCCUUAUCCCCGCCCAAAUGAAAAGAGAUUAUGCAAAGAUCUGGACCGGUGAUACACUGGAAUACGAUGAAAACAUGCUCAUGUGCACGCUUAAUGUCAUGUUUGCGCUGGCCAGCCAACUGGCUGAUUUCGUUCCACCCAAAGAGCGGGAAGCAUCUGCGGAUGCCUUUUUCUCACGAGCGAAAGACCUCUUUCAAUUUAGUCUCUGGGACACUGGAUCGGCAGCUUUGAUCCAAUGUUUACUUCUCAUGGCCCAGUAUCUCCAAAGUACUGCCUCUGCCCAUCAAUGCUGGAUUGUCACGGGGCUCGCCAUUCGUAAUGCUCAGAGUCUGGGACUCCAUCUUCCUGAAACUAUUGAACGUUUACAGAGCUUCCAAGAACAACAACUGGCGCGCAAGAUAUGGCACGGAUGUGUAUUAAUGGACCGUGUUAUAUCUAUGACAUUCGGUCGCCCCGCUAUGGUCACAAAGGCCUCUAGUGGCGCUGUUCCUCUGCCGGUCGCCGUUGACGAAGAUUUUAUCCCAUCCGAGUCAGGGCCAGAGGCCUCACAGCCUCCUGAUCGGCCUUCGAUGAUAGCAUUUUUCGCCAAAACUUUGGAGCUUUAUGACAUAAUGAAUGAUCAAUCAGCGGAUGAUAGCGGAGAGAACAUGCAUGACCUAUUUUUCAACAGUGUAAUUGGAGAGGGAGCACAGACCAUAUUUGAGUUCGACCGCUGUCUCGCCCGAUGGACGCGAAGUCUUCCUGUGCACCUACGUGGAGACUCCUCAGCAGCUUCCGUGAACCCCAUAUUUUAUCGCCAAAGUAUUGUACUGCGUGCUAGGUCAGUGUUAGGCCAAAAUCUUCCAAUCAUUAUGCAGAGACUUAUGCAUAAUUUAACCUGCAGAUUCUUACAUGUACGGAUACUCCUAUUUCGGCCAGCCCUCUCCAAAUAUUGCACUGUACGGGAUAACGCUACUUCCGACCCACUGAUACAUAUGAACGACUCUUUGCCCCAUCGUGUUGCCCUGCAGUGCUCUAUAAUCUGUGUCAAAUCUGCUCAAGAAUCUAUACAACUUAUCUAUAGCAAUGUUCCUGUUGAUGGAACCGGCGGUCCACUGCCAGCAUGGUGGUACAACAUACUUUAUGUUUAUACUUCCGCGACUGUCCUGAUAGCUGGCCGUUUAUAUUCGGCAAUUCUCGCUGAGAUCACUGAAGAGUCAAUCACGCAAUCAUGGAACUGUGCGUUGGAAAUCUUGCGCAAGUACCAAAGCUACAGCACCUCCGCUCGGCGUUGUGUUGCAGCCCUUGAGAUUCUUUAUGAACAAGUGGCAUAUGAAGCGUCUCCCUCUACCUAUCACAGGCCCAGUGGUGACAUAGAAAACAGCGCUCUUGUUGCAAUUAAUGAUAUGUCCUUUGGAGAAGGGGUGAAUGCAUCUAUCUUGGACAGUUUUGAGUUCCCUGAUUUCCAGGACAUGUCCUGGCUGAACAGUGUUCCUAGUAACCUUUUCUAG